Molecule: messenger RNA, 320 nt
Organism: Striga hermonthica
Lineage: Eukaryota; Viridiplantae; Streptophyta; Magnoliopsida; Lamiales; Orobanchaceae
Source: the annotation of a GenBank genome assembly
AGAAAGGCGACUGGUUGCAAGGCGAAGUUGGUCGGCCAUUAGAUGUUGAGAUGGAGAAUCUGUUGGAGGAGUCGGUUAUGUGUAAGGUUCGGGCAAAACGUGGCUGUGCUACCCAUCCUCGCAGCAUUGCCGAAAGGGUGCGAAGGACACGGAUUAGUGACAGAAUACGGAAACUACAGGAACUUGUUCCCAAUAUGGACAAGCAAACGAACACUGCAGACAUGUUAGAUGAAGCCGUAGCUUACGUCAAGUAUUUACAGCAACAAAUCCAGGAACUCACUGAGGACCAGAAGAACUGCAAAUGCUCGACGAUAAACUGA